Molecule: messenger RNA, 1215 nt
Organism: Mesocestoides corti
Lineage: Eukaryota; Metazoa; Platyhelminthes; Cestoda; Cyclophyllidea; Mesocestoididae
Source: the annotation of a GenBank genome assembly
AUGGGCAUAUCAAACUACGAAAAAACGCAUAACGCGAUCAAUGGCUCACGAGUGGAGCUGCCAUGUGAUUUGGAGGUUUCUUUCACGAAAGCAACACUUUUAAAAAAACGUGCUUUUAAUCUUCUCUUCUCCCCGGUUACAACAAUGGACAGUGGUGUGUAUCGCUGUUCGAUUGUGGUGCAGGGAGAAACGCAUCUGAAAACGUAUAGGCUAAAUAUACUAGUUCCACCGAAAAUAACAAAGGCUCCAGCCCCUACACUUAAGGUGGUUGAGGGGGAUGGCUUACAGGUAUCAUGCUCCGCAGAGGGAAAUCCGACUCCUGUGGUCUCGUGGAUGAUGAAACUUGCUAAAGGAGGCAUCCGGAUUGUACCAGCGCAUUUCGAUACAGACGGAUUUGAAUAUGCCCGCGAUGUUCUCAAAGGGCUGGGUGCAAGUAUGAGACGAUUUUUACCUUUGGCACUGAUAAUUCCACCAAUGUCUUCUUAUGGUGCAAAUUAUAUGGCUCAAAAACAUGGUCUUUACAGUAUGCUUAUACACACAUUUUUUUCAGCAUUCGUUGAAAUGAAUGGCUACUUACAAAUUUCACAAAUCAACCGACAGAUGAGUGGAACCUUGGUUUGUCAAGCCGUUAAUGGAAUAGAGCCAAAAGCGAUACGUAAAAGCAAGCUUGAUAUUCGAUACAAGUUACUUUCCAAUUUCUUAGUUACCCCUGAGGUAAACGUUGUAAAUUCUCUGAUAAAGCAAUCCCUCGGAGGUGACACGGUUCUUCAAUGUCUUGUAAAUGCAAACCCAAUCGGAAACGUCGUUUGGACAUUUGGAAAAGCCAUGAUUCCGAUCAACGCACCGUCCUGCAGUGUUCCAACAAGUAAAACUGUUAAGUACUGCACUGAUUUUAUAAGAAAUUUAACUAAAUGGUUUACUUUAGUUGAAUUACGUCGAAAAAACGAGGAAAGAUGGUCGUCCAUUGUGUCGAAACUACAUAUUCUGAAGCUCACAGAACAAGAUUUUGGGGAAUACACAUGUGGAAUGGCAACAAUGAUGGGAAGACAUGCAGCAAGUACAAAAUUGGAGAGAUACGUUUCGGAAUCUGAGUACCCCAUGAAAUUACUCAACGACCGUCCAGAGACAACCUCGCCCGCUACACAGACAAGGCCCCUGGCCAUAGUUACACUGUUCGGAACCGUCUACUACGUACACAGCACUCCUGAAAUGUGA